This is a messenger RNA of Aspergillus clavatus NRRL 1, 1254 nucleotides long. It is a transcript of the gene pgkA, whose product is annotated as phosphoglycerate kinase pgkA. Gene Ontology annotation, molecular function: ATP binding; phosphoglycerate kinase activity; ADP binding. Gene Ontology annotation, cellular component: cytosol. Gene Ontology annotation, biological process: gluconeogenesis; glycolytic process. The record is from RefSeq and is a predicted model, not a curated record. The transcript has 3 exons. NCBI's taxonomy places the organism in Eukaryota, Fungi, Ascomycota, Eurotiomycetes, Eurotiales, Aspergillaceae. Bases 1 to 1254 code for a protein of 417 amino acids.
AUGUCUCUUACCAACAAGCUUGCUAUCACAGACGUCGACGUCAAGGACAAGCGUGUCCUGAUCCGCGUCGACUUCAACGUCCCCCUCAAUGACAAGAAGGAGGUCACCAACCCCCAGCGUAUCGUUGGUGCUCUGCCCACCAUCAAGUAUGCCAUCGACAACGGCGCCAAGGCCGUCAUUCUGAUGUCCCACCUGGGCCGUCCCGAUGGCAAGAAGAACCCCAAGUACAGCCUGAAGCCCGUGGUCCCCGUGCUGGAGAAGCUGCUGGACCGCAGCGUCAUCUUCACCGAUGACUGCGUCGGCAAGGACGUCGAGGAGACCGUCAACAAGGCCUCGGGCGGCCAGGUCAUCCUGCUGGAGAACCUGCGUUUCCACGCCGAGGAGGAGGGUAGCUACAAGGAUGAGGAGGGCAAGAAGGUCAAGGCCGAUAAGGAGAAGGUUGCGGAGUUCCGCAAGGGUCUGACUGCUCUCGGUGACAUCUACAUCAACGAUGCUUUCGGAACGGCUCACCGCGCUCACAGCUCCAUGGUCGGCGUUGACCUGCCCCAGAAGGCCUCCGGCUUCCUGGUGAAGAAGGAACUCGAGUACUUCGCCAAGGCGCUCGAGCACCCCGCCCGCCCCUUCCUGGCCAUCCUCGGCGGCUCCAAGGUCUCCGACAAGAUCCAGCUGAUCGACAACCUGCUGCCCAAGGUCAACAGCCUGAUCAUCACCGGCGGCAUGGCCUUCACCUUCAAGAAGACACUCGAGAACGUCAAGAUCGGCAACAGUCUGUUCGAUGAGGCCGGCAGCAAGAUCGUCGGCGAGGUCAUGGAGAAGGCCAAGAAGCACAACGUCAAGGUCGUCCUUCCCGUCGACUACGUGACCGCCGACAAGUUCGGCGCCGACGCCAAGGUUGGCUACGCCACCGACGAGCAGGGCAUCCCCGACGGCCUCAUGGGCCUGGAUGUCGGCCAGAAGAGUGUUGCCCUGUAUAAGGAGACCAUUGCCGAGGCCAAGACCAUCCUCUGGAACGGCCCCCCCGGUGUCUUCGAGCUGGAGCCCUUCGCCAACGGCACCAAGCAGACCCUCGAUGCCGCCGUCGACGCGGCUAAGAACGGUGCCAUCGUCAUCAUCGGCGGUGGUGACACCGCGACCGUCGCGGCCAAGUACGGCGCCGAAGACAAGCUCAGCCACGUCUCCACCGGCGGCGGUGCUUCCCUGGAGCUCCUGGAAGGCAAGGAGCUGCCCGGUGUUGCUGCCCUGUCAAGUAAGUAA